Molecule: messenger RNA, 1856 nt
Organism: Diceros bicornis minor
Lineage: Eukaryota; Metazoa; Chordata; Mammalia; Perissodactyla; Rhinocerotidae
Gene: CDCA7L
Product: cell division cycle associated 7 like
Exons: 10
Coding region: 141-1505 (454 amino acids)
Biological process (GO): regulation of DNA-templated transcription
Cellular component (GO): nucleus
Source: RefSeq, a predicted model, not a curated record
GCGCCCCUCCCCCGGCCCGCCGGAGCUCCGGGCGGAGCGCGCGGGCUGCGCGGCCGCGGGCGUUCUCCGUGAGCCGGGCCCGUGGCGACUAGGCUCCCGUGGCCGCUUGCUAGGAGGAGGCUGGAGCCCAGUUGGGAAGAAUGGACUUGGCGACUCGCUCCCAGAUCCCUAAAGAAGUGGCUGACAUCUUUAACGCCCCCAGUGAUGAUGAAGAGUUCGUUGGAUUCCGAGAUGAUGUUCCCAUGGAAACCCUCUCAUCAGAGGAGAGCUGCGAUAGUUUUGACUCACUGGAGUCAGGGAAACAGCAGGAUGUGCGAUUCCAUUCCAAAUACUUUACGGAAGAGCUAAGAAGAAUUUUUAUAGAGGACACUGACUCAGAGAUGGAAGAUUUUGAAGGAUUUACGCAGAGUGAUCUGAAUGUAAACAGUAACCCAGAAGUAAUGCUCGUGGAGUCAGAUUUGAGCGAUGACAGUAAAGCCUCUUUAGUAAGCGAGGAAGAGGAAGAUGAUGAAGAAGAAAAGGCUACGCCUAGAAGGAGCAGGCCUAGAAGAAGCAGCAUUGGUCUUCGGGUAGCCUUUCAGUUCCCUACCAAGAAACUGGCAAAAAAACCAGAUAAAAACAAUGCUUCUGAGCCACUGUUUUCUAGCUCACGCUUACAGGACAAUAAAAAAUCAAUUCUUGGAAGAAAGAAAAGCUGCAGAAAGGGGAAGGAAAGGGAUGAUUCUGCCUCUGAGUCUGAGGAUGACUCCAGGGAUGAGGGCCAGGAGAGCUCAGAUGCCCUGUUGAAAAGGACCAUGAACAUCAAGGAGAACAAGGCCAUGCUUGCUCAGUUAUUGGCAGAAUUGAACUCGAUGCCAGAUUUCUUCCCAGUGCGAACCCCGAACUCAGCUUCUAAGAGAACAGUGAGGCGGGCCUUCUCGGAGGGACAGACCGCACGGCGCACGAACCCAACCCGGAGCGCACGGCCUCCGGAGAAGUUUGCUCUGGAGAAUUUCACUGUCUCAGCUGCCAAAUUUGCAGAAGAGUUUUACAGUUUCAGAAGAAGGAAGACAAUUAGUGGGGGGAAAUGCCAGGGCUAUAGACGGCGUCACCGUCUAUCUUCUUUUCGGCCUGUGGAGGAUAUCACUGAAGAGGACUUAGAAAAUGUUGCCAUAACUGUUCGAGAUAAAAUCUAUGAUAAAGUUCUGGGUAACACUUGCCAUCAGUGUCGGCAGAAGACCAUCGACACCAAGACAGUGUGUCGGAACCAGGGCUGCGGUGGGGUGCGAGGACAGUUUUGUGGGCCGUGCCUGCGGAAUCGCUACGGGGAGGACGUGCGGUCAGCGCUGCUGGACCCGGAUUGGAUGUGCCCUCCCUGCCGUGGGAUCUGCAAUUGCAGUUACUGCCGGAAGCGUGAUGGCCGCUGUGCCACAGGGAUCCUCAUUCAUCUGGCCAAGUUUUACGGUUAUAAUAACGUUAAGGAAUAUCUGGAGAGCUUACAGAAGCAGCUGGUGGAGGACAAUUAAGAAAAAGAAGAACCAGCCAGCUCACUGCAGAGUACUGUUUGUGCCUGAGAUUUCUUACGGUGGUGUUUUUAUACAGAAAUUCUUUGUAGAUCUAAAUACUAUAUUUUUAAAGAAAAAUUGUUUAUAUGCUUAAAAAGAUUUCUCAGGAAGACAGCAAAGCAGAGGAAUCUAUAUCCAUGUAUACACAGGCCUGUUUGUAGAUGGAAUUGUUAGAAGCAUCUGUAGAUGAUUAUAAAGCACGGUUUAAAUGGGGUGGAGUUACAGUUCAGGUAAGUAAGUUCUGGAGAAGCAUUGUGUGAGCAGCUCUUGCCUUUGACCCUGUUUGAUUAUCUCUGUUGCCUUGAUCUUUUA